CUUCCUUUCUGCCCGCCUCAGUUUUCCUGUCUGUAAAAUGGGGGAACAACUCCAGCGAUAGAGCUGAAGCGGGCUCGAAGGCAGCAGAGAAGUGCCAGAGCCGUGACCAGGUCUCCCAGCGCACCCGAGGCAGGCAGGACCGGGCGGGAUCCGGGUCCCAGCGCGCUGGUCUGAUUGCAGACGAUCGCUGUGAGAUCGGCUCGGUGCCAGAGCAGGCGACCGGGUAGAGAAAUCGCAGCCCGCAGCCAGCGUCUGACCCAGAGAGAGGCAUGGUCGGGCUUCAAACCCGGGUCUCCUGGCGGCUGGGCCUGGGGAGUCGAUGCUCUCCCCUUUUGUACUGAAAAGCCCAGGAGGAGACCUUUCACGGGUACAGCCUCACCCAGCGUCUCGGGAACGGAGGCCAUCAAGACUCAAGCCUGGCGGACCUGGGUUUGAACUCCAGCGCCACCCGUACCUCCUGUGAAAGCUUGGAAAGUCACUUCGCCUCUUUGAGCCUCAGUGUCCUCAUCUGCAAAUGGGGAUCAUAACCCCCUCUCAUCUUAGCUCACAGCUCAAUUAAACUAGAUAGUGUAUGCAAAGUACUAGGCACAUGCCACUGAGUAUCACCUGGGUCUGCUGAAAGCAAAACUCGCCAAGUAUCGGGCUCAGCUUCUGGAACCGUCCAAAUCGGCCUCAUCCAAAGGAGAGGGUUUUGAUGUCAUGAAGUCGGGUGACGCCCGCGUGGCACUGAUUGGAUUUCCCUCUGUGGGUAAGUCCACCUUCUUGAGUCUAAUGACCUCCACAGCCAGCGAAGCCGCGUCCUAUGAAUUCACCACCCUGACAUGCAUCCCUGGGGUCAUUGAAUAUAAAGGAGCCAAUAUCCAGCUCCUGGACCUUCCUGGGAUCAUCGAGGGUGCAGCACAAGGUAAAGGCCGCGGACGGCAGGUGAUAGCUGUGGCGCGGACGGCAGACGUUGUCAUCAUGAUGCUGGAUGCCACCAAGGGAGAAGUGCAGAGGUCUCUGCUGGAGAAGGAACUGGAGUCUGUGGGGAUCCGCCUCAACAAGCACAGGCCCAACAUCUACUUCAAGCCCAAGAAAGGCGGCGGCAUCUCCUUCAACUCGACAGUCACACUGACCCAGUGCUCGGAAAAGCUGGUGCAGCUGAUCCUGCACGAGUACAAGAUCUUCAACGCGGAGGUGCUUUUCCGAGAAGACUGCUCCCCGGACGAGUUCAUCGACGUGAUCGUGGGCAACCGGGUGUACAUGCCGUGCUUGUAUGUUUAUAACAAAAUCGACCAGAUCUCAAUGGAGGAAGUGGACCGCCUGGCCCGGAAGCCCAACAGUGUGGUCAUCAGCUGCGGCAUGAAGCUGAACCUGGACUACUUGCUCGAGAUGCUUUGGGAGUACCUGGCCCUGACCUGCAUCUACACCAAGAAGAGAGGACAGAGGCCAGACUUCACAGAUGCCAUCAUCCUCCGGAAAGGGGCCUCCGUGGAGCAUGUGUGCCACCGCAUUCACCGGUCACUCGCCAGCCAGUUUAAGUACGCGCUGGUGUGGGGCACCAGUACCAAGUACAGCCCGCAGCGAGUGGGCCUGACCCACACCAUGGAGCACGAGGACGUCAUCCAGAUUGUCAAGAAGUAGUGCCUCCUGCUGGGCCCCUUGCCUGCCCACCCUGUCUCCCCGGGGAGUCAGACCCAGCCGGACACACCAAAGCCCAAACAGGAAAUAACGUGCAAAUACAUACACCCCAGGAAGGGGUCUCUCAAGUCUCCACUGUUUCUGGAAGUUUCUUCAGUAGGCAGAUGUAGUGUGUUGGGGCAGAGGGACAUGGUUGGGGAACUUGGGCUGGUCUGGUGGCAUUUCCCAUGAGAGUGGCCCCUUGGAUGGAGAUUCUGUGUUUGGAACCCUGGGCCUGUGCCCUACACUCAGCACCCUCAGGCACCGACAGGGCCUCAUGCGGAUGGCUCGCUCAGUGCCAGGGCGCGGAGCCAAGCCUGCCCAGGUCCCAGGAAGCUCUGUUUCUGGUGGGGCGCCUUGGGCCUUUAGCUCCCGCCAUCCUCUCUGGCACUUGAGGAGCGGGUCUCCCAGGACAAGCCCUCUGCCCCACCCCAGGGCUGCUCCAUCAUCCCUCCACAGCCUGAGGAGCCCUGAUGUACGGCCCUCCUGGGGCCACCCCUGCCCAGAGCCCACGACCCAGGGCCUACACGGACGCCAGGAGUGGCAGCUUCGGCAUUGGGUUUCUGUACUUUUUCUCUAAGACCUUGGUCUUGGCUCUCCUUUCUACAAUAAAGAGUGGAAACAA
Molecule: messenger RNA, 2284 nt
Organism: Mustela lutreola (European mink)
Lineage: Eukaryota; Metazoa; Chordata; Mammalia; Carnivora; Mustelidae
Gene: DRG2
Product: developmentally regulated GTP binding protein 2
Exons: 13
Coding region: 700-1623 (307 amino acids)
Biological process (GO): cytoplasmic translation
Cellular component (GO): cytoplasm
Molecular function (GO): GTPase activity; GTP binding
Source: RefSeq, a predicted model, not a curated record